Oncorhynchus gorbuscha (pink salmon) is the source of this 1577-nucleotide messenger RNA. RefSeq lists its product as uncharacterized. Lineage: Eukaryota; Metazoa; Chordata; Actinopteri; Salmoniformes; Salmonidae. The record is from RefSeq and is a predicted model, not a curated record. The coding region runs from base 14 to 1108 and encodes 364 amino acids. The transcript has 3 exons.
UAUAGUUCUGUUCAUGGGUUAUGACCAUAUGACCACAGUUAUAGUUCUGUUCAUGGGUUAUGACCAUAUGACCACAGUUAUAGUUAUGUUCAUGGGUUAUGACCAUAUGACCACAGUUAUAGUUAUGUUCAUGGGUUAUGACCAUAUGACCACAGUUAUAGUUCUGUUCAUGGGUUAUGACCAUAUGACCACAGUUAUAGUUAUGUUCAUGGGUUAUGACCAUAUGACCACAGUUAUAGUUCUGUUCAUGGGUUAUGACCAUAUGACCACAGUUAUAGUUCUGUUCAUGGGUUAUGACCAUAUGACCACAGUUAUAGUUAUGUUCAUGGGUUAUGACCAUAUGACCACAGUUAUAGUUCUGUUCAUGGGUUAUGACCAUAUGACCACAGUUAUAGUUAUGUUCAUGGGUUAUGACCAUAUGACCACAGUUAUAGUUCUGUUCAUGGGUUAUGACCAUAUGACCACAGUUAUAGUUCUGUUCAUGGGUUAUGACCAUAUGACCACAGUUAUAGUUAUGUUCAUGGGUUAUGACCAUAUGACCACGGUUAUAGUUCUGUUCAUGGGUUAUGACCAUAUGACCACAGUUAUAGUUAUGUUCAUGGGUUAUGACCAUAUGACCACAGUUAUAGUUCUGUUCAUGGGUUAUGACCAUAUGACCACAGUUAUAGUUCUGUUCAUGGGUUAUGACCAUAUGACCACAGUUAUAGUUCUGUUCAUGGGUUAUGACCAUAUGACCACAGUUAUAGUUCUGUUCAUGGGUUAUGACCAUAUGACCACAGUUAUAGUUCUGUUCAUGGGUUAUGACCAUAUGACCACAGUUAUAGUUCUGUUCAUGGGUUAUGACCAUAUGACCACAGUUAUAGUUCUGUUCAUGGGUUAUGACCAUAUGACCACAGUUAUAGUUCUGUUCAUGGGUUAUGACCAUAUGACCACAGUUAUAGUUCUGUUCAUGGGUUAUGACCAUAUGACCACAGUUAUAGUUCUGUUCAUGGGUUAUGACCAUAUGACCACAGUUAUAGUUAUGUUCAUGGGAUAUGGCCAUAUGACCACAGUUAUAGUUAUGUUCAUGGGAUAUGGCCAUAUGACCACAGUUAUAGAUGUGUUAUGACCAAUGUUGUCUUUUUAUGGGUGAUCAAAUAGCUGAGCUCAUCAGGGCUGAUUCAGACACUACAGGAUGUCAAUCCCACAGACUUCCUCUAAGCCUCAUGCAUUUCCUGUUCCAUUGCCGUGUGUGUGUGUGAGAGGGAGAGAGAGAAUUACCUGAUUUCAUCUGGUGCUAAUAUUAGACUAAUAGCCAUUAAAUUGUGUAUAAAAUGUCAUUUGUAAUGUGCUUGAAAAUGCAAGAAAAGAUGGCUGCUGGUUGGCAGAAAUAAUUAUUUUGUUUGAUGUUUUUAUACUUUUAUACUCAACUAUGUAUUGUGCUGGUGCUAAGUAACAAGUAAGUAACCAUGCAUUCCUGAUUGUUGGACGUAAUGGUCCAUUUGUCUGUAUGAAAAGAAAGACCGAUGCCUUUGCAAAUAAUGGUGUAAGUCCUUUGUUCAUUCGGCUCCGAUACAAAUAAAGAAACCGAUAUUAUA